This is a messenger RNA of Nelumbo nucifera (sacred lotus), 2563 nucleotides long. RefSeq lists its product as uncharacterized. Gene Ontology annotation, biological process: peptidyl-threonine phosphorylation; peptidyl-serine phosphorylation. NCBI's taxonomy places the organism in Eukaryota, Viridiplantae, Streptophyta, Magnoliopsida, Proteales, Nelumbonaceae. The record is from RefSeq and is a predicted model, not a curated record. Gene Ontology annotation, molecular function: ATP binding; protein serine/threonine kinase activity.
CCGAAAAUUUUCGAAGUUGAGGGGGAGAGAAAUUUCGUUUUUCUUCGGGUUUGGCCGUUCACCGUUGGCUUCAGUUUUACAGCAGGAGAUCCUUCUUCAAGCAUGCAAUUGCAAACCUUAAUUUCCUCUUUUGACCGUCUCAGUUCACUUUCUGUAAAUGGCUUCUCGUUUUCUCCUCUCACUCUGAAUUUGAAUUCGCGCGUCCAUGGCGGUCUCGGGGGUCGAAGCUGUUUUAGAUUUCUUGAUGAAGAAUGGGUUUCCCGAAGCCGCUUCCGCUCUCAGAGACGAUAUCGUAGAGAGGAAGGAGGAGGUGAGCUCUUUCGAUUUCGAGAAAUUCAUGUUCCCGAUGGAUCCGCCACCUCCUCCGCUGAGAAUUCUUUCGGCUAGCCGGCAAUCGGAGAUUUGCAAUGGAGUUAAUUGUUCUGAUUCGAGCUCUGACUCUUCGGAUGAUUUUGUAAGCAUGGGUUCUUCUACUACCGUAGUGUCUCCUUCUGGAUUGACAAAUCCAUAUGCAGCUCAAGAUAACUCCGACGAUUCAUCAGAUAGACUCUCUGAAUUUGGUACGGCUCGUGAUUACCCCGACCCUGAUAUGUUCAAUGGCAUGUACUGGUAUGAUGAGAAAGAUAGAGGCAAUCUCAAAUAUCCCUUUUUUGGAGUGUCGGACUUCUAUAAAUGCCCUAGUGAGGACAAAUUCGUUACAACUUCAGAGGCAGACAGGCAAUGUGAUAAAUCAUCAAACCUAUACUUUGCAACAGAAGGGUUUCAUCCAGUGACAACUGUUAAAUACUUAGACAAGCCAUGUCUUCUUAAUGAUUCCUCCAUGGAUGGACUUUCAAUGGCACAUUAUUAUCAAUGGGAUGAAAUUACUCGACCUGAACAAGGUGACAAAACAGGGCCUGACAAAUGCUCUGGAAAGUUCAAUUCAGGCCCUCUAUAUGACUGCUGUAUGGGAGUAAAAGGUUGCAAUGGUGGGGAACUGGAGGAUCAAAUCCACCUUAAAAGAUUGAAAGAACCUGAACCAAGUGGUUUGGAGUUAAAACUUGUUUAUGAAAAUCCAUUUCAUUCUGGUUCUUCCUCGGAGAAUAAAAGGAGUGGAAGUUCCAAUGGUUCUGUUAAAAAGAACCUUAUGGACAAUGUGGAUUCGGAUCUUCAGGAAGACUCUGAUAUGCAUCUUCAAGCUUCUGAUAAGAUUGUCCAACCAGAUGGAAUCAAUAACCAUGAAAUAGGAGAUGGUAGAGAAAUGGUUGGAGAACCAUGUGAAUCUGAAACUGCUAUUGAUGGAGAGGAGUGUGCUACUCCAAAUGAUCAUCUGAUGUAUGAAGUUCACGAGGAUGAAUAUGAAGUAUUUGAUCUAAGAAUUAUACAUAGGAAGAACAGGACUGGUUUUGAAGAAAAUAAAGAUUUUCCUAUCGUUCUGAAUGAAAUUAUAGCAGGAAGAUACUGUCUCACAGAAUACCUUGGUUCAGCCGCUUUCAGUAAAGUUGUUCAGGCUCAUGAUCUUCAUACUGGAAUGGAUGUUUGCCUGAAAAUAAUAAAAAAUGAUAAAGAUUUUUUUGAUCAGAGUUUAGAUGAGAUCAAGCUUCUAAAGUUUGUGAAUAGGCAUGAUCCUACAGAUGAACACCACAUUUUACGGCUUUAUGACUACUUCUAUCUCCAGGAACAUCUCUUCAUUGUUUGUGAACUCCUACGAGCAAAUUUAUAUGAAUUCCAGAAAUUUAAUCAAGAUUCUGGUGGUCAACCCUAUUUCACAAUGCGGAGGCUGCAGCUUAUUACUAGGCAAUGUUUGGAAGCACUAGAAUACCUACAUCACUUGGGAAUUAUCCACUGUGACCUGAAACCUGAGAAUAUUCUUAUCAAAAGUUACAGCAGAUGUGAGAUAAAGGUUAUUGAUCUGGGAAGUAGUUGUUUUCAGACAGAUAAUUUAUGCCUGUACGUACAAUCUCGUUCCUAUAGGGCACCUGAAGUCAUCUUAGGCCUUCCAUAUGACCAAAAGAUUGACAUCUGGUCCCUUGGUUGUGUAUUGGCGGAACUAUGCUCUGGUGAUGUACUUUUUCCAAAUGAUGCAUUGGUGAUGUUGCUUGCACGCAUGAUUGGGAUGCUUGGCCCUAUUGAUUUUGAGAUGCUAGCGAGGGGCCAGGAGACACAAAAGUACUUCACAGAGGAAUAUGAUUUAUAUUAUAUUAAUGAGGAAACAAACCAACUGGAGUAUAUAAUGGCAGAGGAGUUAUCAUUGGAACAUUGCUUACGGGUUUCUGAUGUGGGAUUUGUUGAGUUUAUCAGAUACUUGCUUGAGAUCAAUCCAGAAAGGCGGCCAAGUGCAAAGGAUGCACUGCAGCAUCCAUGGCUUUCCUACUCAUAUGACUGACACUGUGGUGAAGAUCUGGUUGAGCAAGUGGUCUCUGGCUUUGGGACUGCCUUCUAUGAUUCAAGUUUGAGUAUAGAUUCUCUGACUGUAAGCAAAAAGUUCCUAAAAUCUGUUCCCAUUAUUGGUAAUUUAAUGUAUAUGUGAAUGUACAGUUGCUACAUUUGAGGCAUAAUAAUAACUAAUUUACAUUUUUUUGUA